This is a messenger RNA of Bursaphelenchus xylophilus (pine wood nematode), 1319 nucleotides long. Lineage: Eukaryota; Metazoa; Nematoda; Chromadorea; Rhabditida; Aphelenchoididae. The record is from the annotation of a GenBank genome assembly.
AUGAAGAAAUCAAGUGCUGGAAGUUCGGGCAGGGGCACCACUUCUCACGAUCCGAGGAAGACAACAAGUGGCGAACAGAAGACCGUCCCCAGUAAACGGAAACAUAGGCGAAGUGGCAAGGAUACCAUGGAGACCCAGGAAUACCAAUCUGAAGCCGGUCCAAAUGGAGCUGGAGAAGAAAAGAAGAUCAGAGAAAGGCUUAUGGAAUUUGCUGAACGGAUUAAGACUAUCAAGGUGCCAGAAAGUCACCAAAUAAGUUUAAACUUUAGAUCCAAUCUGCUGGUCAAUUGGAGGAGACGAACAUAACCAUCCAAGAAAUCCAUGAGCUAUGUCUUCGUGGAAGAGAACGAUUUAUGUCGGAGCCGCCAUUGAUCAAGACCCCUGCCGGAAUCUGCGUUUUUGGCGAUAUACAUGGUCACUUUGCGGACUUGUCUGUAAAUAAUCAUUUUUUACCGUCUCUAAGACAUUCAACUUGCCUGUUUUCAGAAGAUAUUGGACAAGACUGGGGUUCCUCCAAAACAACGGCUUUUGUUUCUGGGAGAUUACGUCGACAGAGGAAGCUAUGGGACCGAGACAAUCACCCUCCUCGUUGCCUACAAGAUCCUUUAUCCGAAACACAUCUAUCUGCUCAGAGGAAAUCAUGAGACUCGGGCUGUGAAUCGAAUGUACGGGUUCCUCGAGGAAUGCAGAACACGUUUUGGUGAAGUAGAAGGUAAGAUGACUACUUGUAGAUGUAGGCAGUCCCAGGGAAUCGUAUGUACACCCUCUUCUCUCACGUGUUCAAUUCGAUGCCAUUGGCCGCUGUCAUUGCCAAAAAAAUCUUCUGCUGUCACGGUGGCAUUUCGGAGCACAUGUAUGACAUUUCUCAAUUCAAUUAUAUCAUCAGACCUUAUGACAUCACAGACAUUGGCCUUUUAUGUGACACUAUUUGGGCUGAUCCUAUGACCAUCAAUAAACGUUUUGACGGAUCUCCUAGGGGAGUAUCAAAGGUAACAAUGAAUAAUUGACCAAAGAGCCAUUCAGGUUUUCGGACAAGAUGCCAUCAAUGACUUUUGUGAUAUGACCAAUAUUGAUCUAGUCAUCAGAGCCCACCAAUGUGUUUCUGAUGGGGUUGAAGCCACCCAUGAUGACAGAUGUCUGACCGUAUUCAGUGCUCCCUAUUAUUGUCAAGAAUCUCAUAAUCUCGCGGGAGUUGCCUAUGUGGAUACUAAGCUCCAGGUUCAAUGCUACCAGCACAAGUCAGUUAAGACUUAUACUGUAAAAUCAAAUAAUUUAGGUCAUCAUACGACCCGAUCAAGCAAACGAUCUCGGAAUCUUGA